Messenger RNA from Aplysia californica (California sea hare), 12836 nucleotides. RefSeq names its product serine-rich adhesin for platelets. Bases 131 to 11719 code for a protein of 3862 amino acids. The transcript has 5 exons. The record is from RefSeq and is a predicted model, not a curated record. Gene Ontology annotation, cellular component: nucleus. NCBI's taxonomy places the organism in Eukaryota, Metazoa, Mollusca, Gastropoda, Aplysiida, Aplysiidae. Gene Ontology annotation, biological process: regulation of gene expression.
CAUCCGCCUGUUCGCCCAACUGACAACAAACUUGCCGCCAUGAUCAAGGAGAAAGCACUCGCCCGAGCAAGCAGUUCACAGCACACGUAUUAAAAUCAGAGGCGGAAGGGAGGACACUGCUGUUGCCGCCAUGGCGGGCUCAAACAGCAGACCUACUGGCACCAGGGGCAGACCGACACACAGAACCAGAGCGAAGGAUGCUGGUCAAGGCUCAAACCUCGUCACUAAAAAGAAAAAUGAUCUUAAUCAGGCGAAUGUUAGGUCAAUGAGCAGCAAGCGGAAAAUCUCUGUCAGCUCAACCAAUUCGUCCAGAAGCAAUUCGGUGGACAAAAGGAAGAGGAUGUCUUUAAGGACUGAGCAGAGCAGCUCUGCGACAUCGACCUCUGACAGUGCACCUAAUCAGGAAAGAAGCUCAGUAUUAGCCAAAGGAAAGACCAGGGCCGUUGCCUUGGGGAGACUGAGAUCGUCAUUUCCCACGGCCAACAAGAAGGCUGCCGCUUUACGGGGCAGGUCAUGGCAGACUCUGCAGAGAACCAUCCGCAGCAAGCAGUCUUCCCAAGGGACCGACGCGCUCUCCCACGAAAUGAAGCGCCUUCAAACCACAAGUGGUUUUUGGUCUUCGAAGGCCUCGCAGCGCACCAACAGCCCAGCUUCCCAGACCUCAGGUGGUGGUACCUUAGACGCUGGUCAAACAGAGGCAUCCACGGCUGACACGCCGACGCCGCCAAAGCCCAAACGUAUUCCUGUAGGGAAGUCGACCCACAAGCGUACCGGCCCACUGUCUGAGGUGAGGCGGCUGGAAACUACUCGGGGGUUUUCCUAUCCUGGCGCCAUGGUGCUGGGUCCCCGAGUUUCUUCAAAGACUUCCAGAGAUGUUAGCCCAGCAUCUAAUUCAUCGCAAGACAGAAUCACAGCCUCAGGGGGCAGAUCUACUGCUCAGAACAGUGGGCCCCAAAACAGUUCUAAAACAUCGAGGGAUGCUAGCCCGGCUUCAAACUCAUCUCAAGAACGAAUGACAGCCCCUCGGGCCAGGUCUUCUGCUCACAGCAGUGGGACACGAUUCGGUUCUAAAACAUCGAGAGACAUCAGUCCAGCUUCCAACUCAUCGCAAGAGCGCACGACGACUGUCUCGCGCAGCGCUUCUGCCCGACAGACAGGCGCAAAUGCCUCUGAGAUGUCGGAGAAGAGCAUGAGCCCUGCGCCGGGUACCAUCUCUCUGGGCGAGCUGCGACGGCUGGUCACCACCGAGGGCUUCUGGUCGCCCAGCUUUGGAGAGCACCGUGGGAGGUCCUCGCGGGACCUAAGCCCUGCCUCCACUUCGUCGGUGGAGAGAGACAGAUUAGGACGUUCCAGGUCGGGGGGACAGGACGUAAGGGAGAAGGGGAGCGUCAAAGAUUCGGCUGUCAGUGUGUCUCCUGUCACGCCAGGCUCUGCGUCGAGGCAAACUGGCAAGUCAAAUGUCUCGGUUCAGAAAAGUUGUAAAAAGCAAGAGUCGGAGUUGAUGGACAGCUCUGCUGCUGCUGAUAUAACCAGCCCUGGGCCAGCUGUGAGGCGAACAAGGAGAAAACCAGAACAAGACUCAGAGUUGUCCAACAGCACUGAUGUACUAGUCAAGGAAGAAGUGGCCAGGUCGCAAGGCCGAAAACGCAAGCUUCCUGAGGCAAGUUUAUCGACGUCUGCAAAGAAAAGUGUGGUCUCUGAAAGCCGUGAAGAGGUUCAGGCUCUUCAGUCAUCAGAACUAGGUCAGGCUGAGCCGAAGGGAGAAAGUUCUUCUCGGCGAGGUUCCACUGAGAUCUUCAUCUCAGACCUGCUGGGUUCUAGUGAGCUGAAGAGACUAGACACCACUCCCGGUUUCUGGGCCCCCACACCCGACAUCGGUUUUGUUCUCAGCAGAUCGUCUGCUCGCAGGUCGAAGGAUGGCAGAGCAGACGCCUUCGUGUCUUCCACACCCAGAACCAGCAAACUGUCUGCCACGUCCCCAACGCGGAAACCUCAGAGUUCUCUGCUACAACACAGAAAGAAAAAGCUGCAGUCGUUAAAAGCUGCACUACAGAAGACCCACGCCAAGCGCGGGAAAGUCACAGCGAGCCAAGAACAGAAGACAACCGCCCUAGAACCGAAGUCAGCCACAAGUAGUCAGGAUGAUGAGCCGGACACAGACGGCCAAGGGAAGAAAAAGAGGAAAAAAAUCUACUUCGGGACCAAGAAAAGAAGGGGUUUGAAAGGUGUGAGCCCUUCCAUGUUGAAGUACUUACGCCGGGAAGCCAAAGAAAACCCAGGCACCGAGGUGGAUCAGCUGGUCUCCAACUUUUACAGUAAAGUCAACAACAAGUCUCGCUUUGUCAGACUGCUGAAUUACGUUCAAUCAGCGAAAGGAAAGAGCUCAAGCCAAAAAGUUGUGUCAAAGGCUGAAAUCAAAAGGAAGAUUCAGGAUUCAACAUCACGAAAGUCGAGCACUGUUCGGGGUAUAGAAAAACAACCGGAGCCCAAAGGUCUGCGAACGAGAGCAGCUGUGAAACAAGAGGUGGAGCCUGUGACGUCAUUGGAAGCAAAGGUGGAGAUGUCGGACAGUUCAAAAUUUUCAUCACAAAGUGCUGGGGAAGUGAGUGUGAGUGGCGCUGCCGCCAACUGUGGAAGUAGUGAUGGGGAGAGCAGAUGGAGGAGGGUGAGAGGCCUCAGGGAAGAGAGGGGCCCUUCAGCGGAGAAAGCCUCCGUCAAUAACAACAAUAACAACGAUGUGAAGCAGGUGGACGGUGUGCAUGGGGCGCAGGCACUGGUAGAUGCACCCACUGUCGAAAACUCGGGGGAGAGGGUGGAGUCUGACAUGUCAUGUGUGGAAGAGGGCGAUGUGAAGAAGUGUGCAAUGGAAUCAGCUGUGGAGCACCGCAAGGAUUUGAAAGAUAUUGAGAAGGAAGAAGCGGAAGAGAGUGUACCUGAUGAUGGCGAAUGUAAGGAGGAGGUUAAGAAAGAGGAGGAGGGUACGUCAAUAUCAAAAGUGCCCGGAUGUGAACUGACAGAAGAAACCACCGUUGAACACAAUCUUUUGCAUUUAGACUCUGGUAGUGGAGCUGUGGAUGCACCAUUGACUGAGGAUGGUAAAUCUUCCAGCGAUAGUGGACAACACAUCAGCACAUUGGCUCUCCCUGAGAGCCUGGCGUCCGCUGAGUGCAGUGGCCAGAGUGUUGUGACAGGGACAGACAGUAUUGUUGAGCCACACACAAAAGUGACGGACGCGGUGAACACUUCUCCUGAGGAUGAAAACAGUGCUGUUGAUGAAGUGGAUAACGUUGUAGUCCGUGCAGGGGCCACUGUAGCAGAAGACAACAAGGAUGAUGACGGUGUGGUGGCGAAGGAGGUUGUGGCUAGCCCUGAGGAGACACAAGGAGGAGGUCCUGUUGCUGACCACAAGUUGAGCAGGCCCGAAGAAGCAGCCAUACCUUCAGAUAUUGCGGAGGUGGGUGCCGGGAGUUCGAGUUGCUCACAGCUGACUGGAUCAGACGCUACUGCUGGUGGCAGUGAGAACCUUAGCGCUGCUAACAUGAUGAAUGAUCAACGUUCUACGGGUACAGCUUUGACACCACAGACAGAUGUGGACAUUGGACCAACCGAGGGUGUAGAACUCUGCUCUGACCAACCCAUGCCGGAAAUGACGUGUCAAGUGCCUCCAGGAUCUGCUGUAGUGGUCUCAGAUGUGACUGAUUCUGUGUCGUCGGGGCCAGUUCGGGAGUCGGACAUCAACAGUGUUGCCGCCAGUAGCCUGCCAGGUGAGGUGGACAGUGCUGCUGGUGAGCGAGAAACUCGGGGAGCCGAUAACGUGGUGGUAGGGGAGUCUGGUGGUUGUGAUGGUACCCAAGAAAAGACGGUCGCGACUGAUGUCUCUGGCAUCGCACACCCUCACAGCGCUGUCGGGAGUCGGAGGUUUGUGGUGAAAGGGAGAAAAGGUAGAAAGUUUAUUUUGAACAGAAAGAAACCGCAUGCUGGUGACAUGAAAGAGAGUAAUGUUGGAGCUGGAGAGAAACCACCAAGCACUCUCUUGUCCAGGUCACAUGAGCGUCUGAAGAGCCCACUUCACCGCGUGAGAAAGAGAGGCCGCAGCGGCUGGCAGAGGGGGUUGAUGAAGAAGCACUCAAGGGUGGCAAAGCCAGUGUGGAGAGAAACACGGGUGUCUGGUGGACACACGGACUCUGCCUCUUUGCCUGAGACUGGUAAAGGGACAGAAGUUGGACUUCAGGACCCUGUGUCUAGUGCUCUCGUUGACAGCGAGGCUGAUGCAGUGACAGGGGGUAUCACGGGCAGUAAUGUGUCAGAUGGUGGACCUGAGCUGUCAGAAGGACACCUGGAAAGUGACAAGUGUGAGAUUGCUUCAAGGGGGCAGUCUGUUGUUGUUGCUGAAGAAGCUGGUGAUGGUAGUGCCUCGAAUGCACCUCUGCUGACGUCGGAGUGUCAAGAAAAAAAUGACUCGACUACCAAUUUACUCUUGAGCAGCAGAGAUGCAGGCAGUGAUGGGGUAGUGGAUGUUCCUCAAUUGGCGUCAGAGAUUGAGGGAGAAAAAAACAGUCAUUUAUCGCAGCUGCCUCAGCCUGAUGGUGGUGCGGACUUGGAGAGAUCUGGCCCGGCUACCUUGUCUGGUCCGUCUGUGAGCACGGACAAAGGUGGGGGCAAGAAAAAGAAGUUUAUGGCCAUGCUGAAGCGGCUUCGCACAGACGCCAACCUGGCCAACGCGACGCUGGACGAGGACACACUCAACACGCGGGCCAAGAGAGGCAUCCUCCCCGUGCAGGUGAAUCUCCAGGCGCGGCGUACCAGGCUCAGGCAAGACAACACGGUCAGGAACGUGAGCAGCAAGUUGAAGCGCCAGAUGGCUGGCGGCUUAGGCAAACAGCUCAAGAUUGACAUCCCAACGGAAGCUGAUGAUGGCAAAAAGAAAAGAGGCAGGCCCAGAAAGCUGAGCGGUGGCCCUCUGCCUCAGCUCACUCCAUCUGGGACACUGCCAGCUUCGCAGGAACUGAACUACCCGCCAAACACCACACCACCAACGCUCUCUCCCCAGGUGUCCCUCGACCCAGCGACCACCAAGGCGGAAUUGGAUUUCUCUGGCUCACUGCUGGAGAGGCAGGAGUUUGAAGCGGUGCCUGAGGGGGUGGACGAGGACUACCACUUAUACCUGUCGGGGGUCAGCGACGAUGACACCAGCACGUCGCCGCUCAAAGGCACGUCAGUCAGCCCCGUCAAGUUUCCUGUCACGGUGGCUCCACCUGACCUGACAGCGCAGGACAAUGUAGGAGGGACGAGCGCUCUUUCUCUGAAGGAACCACAGACCGAUGGCACUCACACAUCUUUGCCUGCUGCGGCCCAAGAAAGGGGUCCCGUCGGUGUAGCCGGCCGCAGGAAAAUGAAGGGAAAGAGAGGGCAGCCGCCGGGCCUGCCCAUGUCGGAAGAGGACACCUUCAAGCGGCCGCGGACGGCUCGCAAGUCGAUGAAAGUGAUCAAAGACAUUUACCCCCUGCUGUCCACGCACAGCUCUCCCAGCACGUCCGGCAGGAAGUUUGAAUUCCGUAAGAAGUCGACGCGGUCGCCCAUUGAGAUGUUGGAGAUGAAAAGGAGACAGGAGGAAGCAAUCUACGACCAGGAGGAAGAGCGCCGUCUCGCCCGGCUGCAGCUGUUGAGGCAGAAGCGGAACGCUCGUUUGACAUUUGAUGAAGAUGCCAGUUUUGAGGGUGAAGGGAGUGAAGGAAAUCUGAGGCCGUGCGCAGUUGUGCUCAGCGACUUUGUCAAGAAGCUUCAGCUGGAUGCCUUUGAGACUCAGCCUGACCAUGCGGCAGAUACUUAUGGAGUGGCCUCUCCUGGCAGCUCUGUAUACGAGGAGGAUGAUGAUGAGGAUUGGUGUGCCGACCUGGAAGAUCUUCAAGAUGAAGAUGAGGAGGAAUGGAGCACCACUGGAACGCGGGAAAGUCGUCCUUAUAUCCCGCGACUAAAGAUCAAGAGAGUGUUGAAAAAGGGCAAGGAAGCCAAAGGCAAACUGCGUGAGAGUGGGGAGAGUGCACGAGUACCAAGUCACCACGAGCCCAUCAAGCUCAUCAUCAAGACGGAGACAUCGCCUGGCAGUGAGUCUAUGGGGUAUUCGGCAAAUGUGACCACAGCGACGGUCAGCUCUGCGCAAGGUUUUGAUCUGGACAAAAUAGCAAGAACGGGCUUUGAGAGCAGCUACCUCGAGUUCCUCAAGGGCAAGCAGGGGGGUGAAAAGAGCAAACCUGUUAAGAAGAAGAGACCCCUCCUGUUGGUGCAGCAGCCCGCUACUGGCAAGGAGGGUGCGGUCAAGCCUGGGGUGGACCAACAAUCAACCAGUGGAGACUCCACUCACAGUCCUGCGAUUUCUCAAACUGAGCUAACAAAAUCAUCUUCUCCCAGCAUUACAGCGCCAGAGCUCACUGCUCAGCUAGGUCCCGCUCCUCCUGUUAAGCUCGGCCUGUCCACAUCUCACUCAGUCCCUGUGGAAAGUACUCCCCUGGCUGCAGAUUCACAUAGAAGUGUUGCGGAUGAUGAAGAUGAGGACAUUUUGAUUGUAGAUUUGGACGAGACCCCCACAGACACGCAGGGUGGGGCUGAGCCUGGGACGGACAGAGCUAAGACUGAUGGAGAGACGCACACCGCUGUGACGGUAACUCGGGAUGAUGAUAAGACGGCUUCUGAGACGUGCGGAGCGGCUCUGACGGCUGGUGUCGAUGUGGUGGGGCCAGGACCUGUGCUCAAUGUGCUCCAGGCGUCUGACGAGUCUGAGAGCGGUCUCAGUGGAAGCUCAGAGGUGGGGAGGGACAAAUCACGCCUCCCAUGCCCUGUCAGAAAGACCUUAUCCAACGAUGAAAUGAACCUCAUGCAGCAGUCGUACGCCCCUGGCUCAGAGGAACCAGGUGCUUUUAGCCUCGAUGGCAAGGGGAUCCCAGCUCCUGUGGUUGGUUUGAGUGGAGAGCAAGCCUCGACAGAGAAAGACAAAGGUGGCAAAACUGUCACACAGAAUACUGAGACUGAUAGCCAAGUCUCAGGAAAAGAAACACGUCCUGGUGUGGUAAGCACCUUGCCUGCUCCGCCAGUGGUGUCAGAUCUGGUGAUUUCUGGCGCUGACGCCGACGCCUCUAGGUGUUGUGAGGCCGGGCAAGAUGGCGGUGAGAAAGAGCGGGAUCCGGGAAGUACUGCAGAUACAGUGGGAACCCAACAGUCGGUUACCCUGCUCGGUGACUCUGGGACGAUGGCCGCAGCUGAGGAGAAAGGAGAGCAGGAUAUGUCGGUUCCUGGCUCUCCGGCUGGUCAAGAUGGAGCACGCGUAGAGGUGGCUGUGGUCAGUGAGAGCGCGACCAAAUCCAAAGACGAUAGGUUCUCUUCCUUAUCAACACUGACGCAGUCACAGACGGUGUGUGAUGUGUCCAGCCAGAACAGUAUGGCGGUGUCCAAGGCCCAGACAGUCACCGAACCAGAUUGUUUAGAGCGGGAGGAGGCAGCCACCAGCACAGCCAAUGACGACCACAGCUCAGGGCCCGAACCCAAGUCCCCCGUAUCAAGCGGUGCUUCACACAAGCGAGCAGACACCAGUGAGAGCAGCAAGAGCCCCAAGGCUAGCAGCCUUUCCCCCAUUGGACAGACGGAGUGGAAGCUGAAGCACAUCCUGCUCUCUGACAAACAGGCCUCAGGGAAGUACUCGUGUAAACGCUGCGGUUUCUCUGCAGGCACCAAGCUCACCAUCGAGUCUCACAUCUACAGCCACAUCCCCGGCGUGCAGUUCCGGUGUGCUUACUGCGAGUCCGAGUUCAGCUCCAUGGCUGCCACCUCCACGCACUUAAAGAACACGCACUUGGUGAAGGAAGCCAAGUUCCACAUCAGUCGACACAUAGAUGAGAAGAACUUUUACGAGAAGGAGGAAGGCAGCCCGGCGCGUACGCCAGCCGCCCCGCAAGUGUCGGCCAGUCCCACAGGGGAAGCUCAGUCCCCACCCGUGUACAUCUCGGUGGUGGUCAGUGGGAAUGUGGGUCGCGGUGGGCGCUCGGCCAGCUCUCGCCGUUUUGUGUGUACUCACUGCGGCUUCUCCACAAAUGUCCGAGAUGAUGCGGAGCAUCAUGUGUCAGACCUCCACUCUAGUCAGAGCCUGUACGCCUGCAUUCUGUGCGACGAAAACGUCUUCUACUCCGAGCCAGACAUCAAACAGCAUAGCGCCACAGUCCACCCGACACGGACGAGACCCUACCGCAGACUGCCAGAUUUUUACGACGCAGAGCGCCUGCACAAGAAGGAGGAGGCAGCAAAUGCAGAGGACUCGCCAGAGAAUAUUCUUGGGCGGGUGAGCUCCAUGCUGCACCGGGAGGACUCUGAUCUGGAGGCGGCCUCCAUAGACCACCGACAGAAGGCAAAGGACUACCUGUACCUUCAGGAGGGCUGGAAAGAGAAGCGCAGUGCGGAGGCUGACAGCACCACUGCGGUGGAUUAUACAGAGGAGGCUGUGGACAAUGAUGUGGACGACCCCGCAGCUGACGACGCGGCCUUGCGGCAGGGAGAAGAGACCUGGACGGGCCGGGUGGAGAGAGUGGGCGGAGGGAAUGAGGUCAGCUCGAGGAACGUACCCAGCACGAACAGCAGCGAGCUCAGUCCGUCUCUGCCAGCGGAGACGGGGAGCUUGAAGCACAGCAGUAGCGGAGACAUCUCGUCCACAGCCACCGCCCGGGGACAGGCGGAGGAGGAACCGCUCGCAGAACAGGCCACAGUUGUCUCAGGAGGGCUCACUGCAGGUUCCAGCGGUGAUGGUGACCAAGACAAGUCUGCAGAGAGCAGGCCUGAGGGGAUGGCAGGGGAUGAGCCUAUCUCACAGACGAGUGUUCCCUCAUCGCAGCCUAGUGGAGAGACUCCACCAGCCCCUGGCUCUGACACAAGGGUCGCGGCCAGUUCUGAAACGGACAAGCCACCUGCCCUGGAUGCGGCGGAACCCAUGGAGGCGACAGCUCCCCCCGAGGCUGGCCCGAGUGACGGGGACUCCUCCGGCCUGAAGAUAGUGGAGGUGGUCAGCCUGAGUGGUCAGCAGGACAGUCCCUUCCACUGUGAGCGCAGCACGGCCGCAGUCUCCCAGGCUGAGGCCUUGUGGAGCAGCCCUCAGACGUCUGUGUCCGGAAGUGUGAGUGUCACGGCCAGCGCCGGGUCUCCCAGCUGUGAUCCCACCCUCUCGACUCAAGCGACGACAGGGACCAUGUCACCUCUACCCUCGCAACACAGUACAGCUUUGGGCCCGUCAGGAGAUGCCUCUAAACCUCCUCAGCCCUCUUCCACCCCCACAACGACAACCACUUCUUCUAUUACUAUGUCGUCAGCGUGUGCUUCAUCGUCAUUAACAACAACAACGACCUCGGCGGAAGCCCCCACAUCUUCAUCCUCAUCCUCUUCCACCGAAACGCCGCAACCGUCAUCGUCGGGUGGGCGUCUGCCACUGUCGUAUAAGUGUAGCGCCUGCAAGGUGCACACGCCCUACCUCCUCAUGAUGGUGAAGCACCUGAAGGCCAAGCAUCCGCUCAUCGACUGCUUCGCUUGCCCCUACUGCAAGAAGGCGCUCUGCUUCUCCAGCCAGAAACAGCUGCGCAUCCACAUCAAGAACCACCACCCGGACAAACUGUCGCGCAACGAGAUCUCCCUCUCGGACGAGGCCAAGAAGCUGGUGGAGGCAAUGGUGCUACCGUCCAGCCCCGAGUGCGUGCGGGUGGGCAACCGGCUGGUGCUGGAGGAGGACAUCCACACGUGCACUUACUGCCACCUCAAGAUGACAUCGCUGGCCAGCGUGUACGAGCACCUCAACGACCAACACUCGGACCUGUUUGAGUUUGUUUGCCCCGUGUGCCAGAGUUUCAAGCACAAGGUCCUGGCUGAGAUCGCCACGCACUGCUCCAGCGCUCACCAGACCUCCCUGGACACAGACAAGGUGCACGUCUCGGUGCCCAAGAACCUGUUCUCUGUUCUCACCUGUAUCUCCCGCAAUGGAAAAUAUAUUGAGAAGACGCUGGAAGCAUCCUCCUCGUCGUCGUCAUCGUCUCAAGACACUUCAUCGGACACUGCCAGUAAACCACCCCCCGCAUCCUCUCUCGACCUCUCCUCUACUAGUAAGUCUAAGGAAACCACAGAUGUGCAAAAAGAGUCAACGGAGCAGCAGAAAGUGGCAGAAGCUUCAAGUCCAGCAGUUCAGCAAACUGCUGUAGAAAUGAGCGCAAGCAAAACCACAACCACGUCUGCGGUUACUCCCCCUGUUGCGUGCACGGGCGCCCCUGUGCCUCUCAUUUCACUCAUAUCACGGACUCCUCUCAUCGCCAUCCCUCUCACCACAGUGGGCACGUCGGUCUCCACGCGGCCUGUCAUCGCCUUCUCCAGUGCCCUGUUUGACACGUCGUCCAUGCCGGGACCCCCUCCGGCCGCCCUGGCUGCCCCUGCCCCACCCCUCGGACUUGUUCACAGUGCCGGCGCCCCUGCCGCUGCCAGCUUCCUGUCCCCACGACAGCUGCUGGCCUCCUCUACCAUCACCAAACCUCAGAGCCUCCGACCCGCCCCCUCCCUCCACCCCAAGCCCCCCCACCAAAGUCAGACACAUGGCGCAGGAAGUGGCGCUGGUUCGGUGAGGAAUCUGCCGGUUCUCAACGUGCCUACCAUCCGACCUCGACCUUCCUCCUCCUCUCCUGCCCGUAGUUCGGAGGCUAGGAGCUACACCUCGUCCCCAGCCUCCUCCUCUCCUAGUCCACUAGCUCACAGCUUCCUCCAGCCACCAGCCACCUCCACCACCACAGCUACAUCAGCCACAGCCGACAGUUUACCUGAUGUGGAGCCCAACCCCGAUGCCUUCAAAAUCUUCAACCUGCGACCAAUGGCACCAGCAGCCCCUAGCGCCUCACCGUCACCGAGCGCCCCGGCAAUGUUUGCAGGGGGUCAGGCUUCCAGCACGCCCACUGUGUUCCCCCCUGUGAGUGGUUCUAGUCUCCCCGGCGGCUACCUCCCCGGCCACAUGGCGGGUCUCCCACCCGGCAUUGUCAUCCCCCCCAACCUUCUGCCCCAGGGUUUCUCCUACCCCCAAGUCCCCGCCUCCAGCCCGGGGACUCUGCCCACCACCAGCAGCAAGUCACGACAGCCCACCACCUCACGGCGACACGGGGAGCCUGCCGCCUCGACCAAUCCCUCGCAGGCCCACAGCAAACGCGCCGCCACAACAGCACUGCUGCUCAAACAGCAGAGGGAGGAGCUGUACCAGCUGAAGCAGCAGCAGCUGUCUCGCCACGCCCUUGAGCUGCAGCGGCAGAGACUGCUGAGCAGCCAGCUCAAACAGCAACAGCCACAGCACCCCUCGCCCAUGGUCCACCCAGCGUUCCCGCGGCCCCACCUCCUCCCCCACCCUGUAGCCACUCUGCAGGCCAGGCCCGGACUGAGCAUUCCCUUCCCCAUCCCCCACUCGUCACCCAGCUCCCCGGCCGCCUCACAUUCCCCGCUCUCCGCCAGCCCAGAGUCUCACUCUGUGGCCCCGCCCCCCUCGGUGGGCUUGGCUCAGGCGGGCCAGGUGGGAGCGCGCCCGGCCAAAGGCGUCCACAAGCGCAGCAGUAGCUUGUACCAGUGCCCCUACUGCCCCAGCGGUGUGCGGCUCAAGGCCAUCGAGGUGCCCUCACACAUCCAGCAGCAGCACCCAGGGCAGCCUGUGCUCUUUAAGAAGGUCGUGUGAACACACAUACACACACACACAGACUGAUGGACUCGCUUCCCCUCCUUCCGUCAAGGGAAUGACUUUCCUGGGAAGAGCCCAUUCCUUCCUUCAAGUCCCUGCCCAUUUUGGCAGUGUAUAUAUAUGCCCUACUGAACAGGCGAAGACUUUUGUGCAUGAUGCUCGAGUUGAGACUGGGUGGUGGGCUGCUGCAAAUUAUGUACCACAAGGUGCACCCUGACAUCUCAGCUGUUCCGUUGUGACUGGCUUGACAUGGCGAUCAACUUGUCCUCUGUGGCUCUCACUUCCUUCCCCCCCCACACACACACACACACACACACACAUACACAUUGUACAGUUCGCCAUUAGUAAAUGAGACCUCUCUUCUUGCUGAGCUGUCUACUGUCACUCUGUUCCUGAGCCAGUACGUGAAGUUGUGCAGGUUAUGUGUUUUGCCUUGCUGGUGCUGAGUGUAUGACUGUUGUCUUCAUUGUUUAUAGAGCAGAAGAAGAUCAGUCGCUCUCGAAUUCUAGACCGUCGUGCUGUGUUCACCGCUGAGGUCACCCAUCAAAACUCUGAAUGGCAGCUUCUCCAUGGACUGGAGUCCUUCAUUCCCCAUCCGAUCACAGGCAUCAGAGUUACCAUACAGUGUGUCUCCUUCUGCGUCCCCUCUGAUGCUUCAACGAACUUGCAAGUUGGCUGUUGCCCAAAUCAGUUGUCCUACUUCGCACGUUCUGUGCAGCAUGUCAUUUACAGGUGAUAUUUCAACUGGCAAAUCAGGAUGGUCCGCACCAGGUUUUGUCUCUCCUACUCUGUAAAGUGUGUCAUCUACAGAUGAUUCCGUGAACAAGCGAAUGGACAAUCGUCUACAGUACAUCAAGUUUCUCACUCUGUCUCUUGCUUCAAGUGCAGUUUUGCUCGUCAUCUACAAGUGUUUGAGAGUUACAGAGUUUCCAGAACUGGCAAAUCAAACAACUCUCCCGUCAGCUUUCCUCCUAAGGUGUUUAUCCAGUGAUUGAACGAGGGCUCAACACUCUUCCCCUCACUUGUCAUGCUGGUGGUAGCUGACAUUGUAGUGCUUCUUAAUCUUAUGUUGAGAUUUUUUCCAGAAUUAUCUUUUUACUGGGGUGGGGGGGUG